CAAACAACAGACCAGAUGCAAUAAACACGUACCAGUUCAACUUUAUAAAGAGCAAUAUGGGCCUGUCCUACACAGAAGCAAUACGACUGGUCGAGGCCGAAGCACAUCGCAAACGAUAUGUCUUCUUGUCUCGAGCAGAAACAUGCUCGAUAUUCACUGCAAGAGGUCGCAUCGCUCGACACAUGAUUUAUAGUCCAAUCUCAACACCAAGGUUUGACACGUCUGCCAUGGAUGGCUACGCAUUGAACUCCGCCGCGACGCAGGAUGCGACCGUGGAUUAUCCCAAAACAUUCGAAGUUCAGGGCAUCACGGCCGCAGGAGAUGAACCUCUCUCGCAGGUGGGACGUGACGGUAUUUUCCCGCCUUGUGUGGAGAUUAUGACAGGAGCCCCAUUUCCCAAGACUGUCCAGCAGGAAGACUUCGAUUGUUGUGUUCGCUAUGAGGAUGUAAGAGUCGAAGAGCGAUCGGGGCGUCGCUUCAUUGCAGUAACCAAGCCGGUCAAGCCCAACCAGAAUCGACGGCUGGCCGCGACGGACUUCCGAACAAGUGAUGCGAUUGUCAAAGAGGGAGAACUGAUCCAUCCGAACCAUGUCCUGGCAAUGGCAUCCCUCGGUAUCACGGAGCUUUCUGUGCUGCCCAAGCCGAGAAUAGCCGUCUUCUCGACCGGAUCUGAACUAUUGCCUGCAAAAGGUGACUCCUCUAAGCUUCAUCGGAUUAGCGACAGCAAUGGCCCGUAUCUCACUGCAAUGCUGGAGGAUUGGGGCGCUAUUGUCGACUUUUUGGGAGUUCUCCCCGAUCACCCGGAAGACAUAGAACAGGCCCUAUUGCGCAGUCUUCAGGGACCCAGAUAUGACCUGAUCAUCAGUUCUGGCGCUGUCUCGGCCGGUCGUUACGACAUGAUCCCCACAGUACUCGAGCGCGUACAGGCACGGACAGUUUUUCACAAAGUUGAAAUGAGACCUGGGCAUCCGGUGCUUUACUCCAUGCUUCCUCGACCCGGAACUGCUCCUGUAGAUAGCGAGGUAGCCUUUUUCGGCUUGCCGGGAAAUCCAGUAGCCAGUGCCGCUUGUCUUCGUUUCAUAGUAGCGCUUUACUUGAAUACCAUCCAACUGCAACCGCCAGAGAAGCCAUAUAAAGCUCAUAUCAUGGCUGCGGACUACAAAUUUGGUAUUCAUCAUGGGAUACCACUCAGCUCCAGUAAGCCAGUCGCAACUGUGCCGAUGGAGAAAGACGUGUUUCGACCGGGGACAUUUUGCGGUUCCACAGACCAGGAUCUCAUGGUCCAGCUCAUAUCAGAUCAUAGUCCUGGCAAGAUCAAACCAUUCCUCGAGGCCAACUGCUGGAUCCGGAUCCCGCAUGGUGUUUCUGAAGUCGGAGAAGGCGACUCAGUUGGCAUUUACCCGAUGCGUUGAGAUCUAGCCCAUUACACUCCUGCAACAACACAUUUAUCUCAGCGGCAAUGUGUCGCAUUCCACAGUCGAGGUGGUCCCAUUCAAUUUCAAUACCGUAUCCAAAUCGGCAGGUGUAUUCAUAUUGAACAAACACCUAUCAUUCCGUGGCCGGAUCGUCUUUCCAGAGCACUGGCGAAUGACUGAUUUUGGCCCGCGAAUCCCUUUUGGACAUUCUGAUCAAGCAUGUGCAUGGCUUCGGGAGUCCAGACACCCAAGAGAGGCUCGCAGAAUCCAUCUGCAUUCUGGAAACAGGUAACGGGACCAGCCAUCUCAUGCUGUAGGUGAUGCAAGGCGGACACGGACAAGAACGGGUAAUCAUAGGCGACGACCUGCCAAGUAGCCUGCGCAUCAAAGCGAUGAGCGGCUAGGAGGCCUCCCGCUGGGCCCAUAUCGUCCUCUGUGUUGAGAGAAUCAUCACUAGGGCGGUCAUAGAU
Molecule: messenger RNA, 1885 nt
Organism: Aspergillus pseudotamarii
Lineage: Eukaryota; Fungi; Ascomycota; Eurotiomycetes; Eurotiales; Aspergillaceae
Product: molybdopterin molybdotransferase MoeA
Exons: 1
Coding region: 57-1412 (451 amino acids)
Biological process (GO): Mo-molybdopterin cofactor biosynthetic process; molybdenum incorporation into molybdenum-molybdopterin complex
Cellular component (GO): cytosol; cytoplasm
Molecular function (GO): molybdopterin molybdotransferase activity
Source: RefSeq, a predicted model, not a curated record